AUGUCUCGAACAGCCCUCACAAACAUCGCCCGGCCGAGGGUUCUGUAUGCCCCAAGGACUCUCAGACCAGCCGCACUGUCAUUAGUGUCUCACAAGGCUGCACCAAUUGUCACAAGACCCUUGUCUAUGACCUCAAAACGAAGCCUAAGGACAUCUUCCAUCAAACUAGCAACAACAAGCCCAGUUGUGCAGAAGAAGCUCGAUUCCUUCAUCCCAUUGAUUGACUUCUCAAAAUUCAUCCACGGCUCAGAACCAGAGCGUAAACAAAUCGCCGCCGAGAUCCUAAGCGGCUUCCAAAACGCCGGCUUCAUCUACCUCCAGAACCACGGCAUCGCCCCCUCCGCCGUCCGCACCGCCUUCGCCACCUCGGCCAGCUUCUUCGCCGAGCCCGACGAGGACAAACUGAACCUCUCGUGGCUCAGCCCGGAGUCGAACCGCGGCUACUCGGCGCCUGGGCGCGAGAAGCUGAAGCGGGUGGGCGAUAAUGGCAAAGAUGACGCGCCGCCCGACAUGAAGGAGAGUUUCGAGAUUGGACGCGAGGGUGACCCCGCGUUUCCGAACCAGUGGCCGAGGGACGGGACGAUGGUGGAGGGGUUCAAGGAUACCAUGUUGGGGUUCUAUGGGCUGUGUAGACAGCUUCAUGGGAAUGUGAUGAGUGCGAUUGCUGUCGGCAUGGGGCUUGAUGCCACGUACUUUGAGAGGUUCAUUAGUUCGGGGGAUAAUACUUUGAGGCUGCUGCAUUAUCCUGGUGUUGAUGCCAGUGUUUGGAAGAACGCCAAUGCUGUUAGAGCCGGUGCUCAUAGUGACUAUGGCUCCCUCACUCUUCUUUUCCAAGAUGGGAGGGGAGGGCUGCAGGUCCAAAGCCCAUCCGGAGACUUCGUUGAUGCCACCCCCGUGGAGGGAGCCAUCGUUGUAAACGCGGGUGACUUGCUCGCCAGAUGGAGCAACGACACCAUCAAGAGCACUAUCCACCGUGUGGUAGAGCCGCCGGUGAAGGAGGCCGAUAGCUACCCUCCUCGAUACAGCAUUGCAUAUUUCUGCAACCCGAAUCACUCCAGUUUCAUCGAGGCAUUGCCUGGUACCUUUGCGACGGAGGACUCAAAAAAGUACAAGGGCAUUCAGACGGGCGAGUAUUUGGUUCAGAGACUCACUGCCACUUACUAG
Clonostachys byssicola is the source of this 1164-nucleotide messenger RNA. The record is from the annotation of a GenBank genome assembly. NCBI's taxonomy places the organism in Eukaryota, Fungi, Ascomycota, Sordariomycetes, Hypocreales, Bionectriaceae.